AUGUCCUCCGCGGGUUUUGGCAAUCAUGGGUUCUUCACUCCAGAUCGGUUCUCCACUCAAGGAUGCGCCAAGCACGGGAGCCUGCAGAGGACGGCAGCAGUGACUCGGGAGGCAACAGCAGUGAGAGGGAGAAGCGAGCGGUGGGAUGACGCACGGCCGGCAGCCACACGGCUGCCUCCUACCCGCCCUGCUGACCACCCGCUCUGCUCGAGGCGGGCGCUUCAGGCAAGGAGGAGGACGGGCGAGCGUGGUGGGAUGACGCACGGCCGGCAGCCACUGGCGUGUGGCUGCCUCCUACUCGCCCUGCUGACCACCCGCUCAAGGCAAGGAGGACACUUGGAGCAAGGAGGUAAGCAUGCGACUCUUGGGGCUCGAGGCAAGGAGGAGACUUGGGGAAAGGAGGAGGAGGCAACCAGGCGGCACUUCAGCACUGCCCUCCACGCACCUCCUCUUCCCACCUCUGACGCCCAACCUGACCUGCACUCCGUCCUCAACCCCUUCCCACCGUCGACACUCAAGGAGGGGGGAGCGGCAGCUUGGAGGGUAUUCAACACCGUCACCGACAUGUAA
Molecule: messenger RNA, 570 nt
Organism: Closterium sp. Naga37s-1
Lineage: Eukaryota; Viridiplantae; Streptophyta; Zygnematophyceae; Desmidiales; Closteriaceae
Source: the annotation of a GenBank genome assembly